UGUACCACGCAAAGUUAUGGCAAUGAUGUCAAGAAUAGGUAUUUGCUAUCUGAAUUUGGCUGCUACACGGGACACCGGGGUACCAAAACCAAAUAUUUUUCAUAGUGAAGGAGAGUCUUAACAUAACCCUAGAAAAUUGUGAGGUUAUAUUUCUAAACAAAAAAAUUUAAAAAAGUAUUAAUCAUAUUAUUAAUAUGUUAAGUGGAUAUCUUAAAAAACUCGCAAAAAGGAUUCCUACGCCUAUUCUCGUAGGAUCUGGUGCAUUAACAGUCUACGGUUUUGCAUGUCUCUGCAAGGAAAUAAUAAGCGGUAAAUUAUAUUUUGGCAACAAAAAUGCCGAAGGAAAGGUUAUAAUAGUUACUGGAGCGAAUACAGGAAUAGGGAAAGAAACAGCAUGGGAAUUAGCAAGUAGAGGAGCAAAAGUAUUUAUGGCAUGUCGAGAUAUGAAUAAAUGUGAAAAAGCUAGGGAAGAAAUAGUAAUGAAAACAAAGAAUAAAUAUGUUUAUUGUCGAUCAUGUGAUCUUGCCUCUCUAGAAUCUAUUAGAGAAUUUGUAAAAACAUUUAAAAAUGAACAAGAUCGUUUAGAUGUAUUAAUUAACAAUGCUGGAGUGAUGAGAACACCUAAGGGCACUAAAACGAAGGAUGGCUUUGAAAUGCAAAUAGGAGUAAAUCAUUUAGGACAUUUUCUUUUGACUAAUUUACUUCUUGAUCGUUUAAGAAAUUCAGCACCUAGUAGAAUAAUAAAUGUAUCAAGUGUAGCUCAUAAAAGAGGUAAAAUCAAUAAAGAAGAUUUUAAUAGUGAUCAGGAGUAUGAUCCAGGCACUGCUUAUGCCCAAAGUAAACUGGCUAAUGUAUUAUUUACUAAUGAAUUAGCAGAGAGAUUAAAAGACACUGGUGUAACUGUAAAUGCUGUUCAUCCAGGUAUAGUAGAUACAGCCAUUAUAAGACACAUGGGAUUUUAUAAUAGUUGGUUUGCUACAAUAUUAAUCAAACCUUUUGCGUGGCCCUUUGUGAAAACGCCUAAAUAUGGGGCACAAACAAUAAUUUAUUUAGCCGUAGAUCCUAAAGUUGAAAAAGUAACUGGGAAGUAUUUUUGUGAUUAUGAGGAAGCAGAAGUGGGAGAAUCAGCAAAAGAUCAAGAUUUAGCCAAAUGGUUAUGGAAAGUAAGUGAAAAAUGGACUAGAUUAACACACUGAUAUUUUCUUUAUAAGCUGUGUAUAUAUUUUUGAUAUUUAAUAGAUUCUGUUUCAAUAUU
Molecule: messenger RNA, 1255 nt
Organism: Sitophilus oryzae (rice weevil)
Lineage: Eukaryota; Metazoa; Arthropoda; Insecta; Coleoptera; Curculionidae
Product: retinol dehydrogenase 13-like
Exons: 6
Coding region: 195-1196 (333 amino acids)
Source: RefSeq, a predicted model, not a curated record